This is a messenger RNA of Penicillium daleae, 4041 nucleotides long. RefSeq lists its product as uncharacterized. The transcript has 3 exons. Bases 1 to 4041 code for a protein of 1346 amino acids. NCBI's taxonomy places the organism in Eukaryota, Fungi, Ascomycota, Eurotiomycetes, Eurotiales, Aspergillaceae. The record is from RefSeq and is a predicted model, not a curated record.
AUGGCAGAGCAGAGCGGCCGCGAUGUGGUAGAUCAGACCCAGUCGGGAGGCGAGCCUUCGCCUUCCGGCGUUCCUGCGAGCAAUAACGACAUACUAUCUGCUGGAGGGGACGUGGGGGAGAUUCAACAUAUCGCAUCGACUUUGGCAACACAAGUCCCAAAGGAUCCACAACUCAACGACCGGACGGGACACACGCUUGGUUCUCAGGCUGAGGAUACGGGAGAUAAGCAUGCCGGAGGUUCUGUGAUGGUGGGUGCAUACGGGUUAGAGCGGGAUGUGAACAUGGAACUGAACAUGGCGCAGGAUGUUUCAAAGCAAGGCACCGGCCUGGUUGCUUCCCGGGCGCUUGAAUUAAAUGGACUAGCAUCAGCAUCCGAUGGCGGGGAUGACACAGCUUCACUGGGUGGUUCGGAGUCAGAUGCCAGUCGGACCGAUGGGAGACAUCAUAACCGGACUGGUUCUGUCAAGAAGCCUUCUACAUUCAAACCUGUGUCAUUUGCUAAGUUUGCGGUUCCCAAAGCCCCCGGCGCUACUGCAGCACCAAAGGCUCCCGAGAAAGUUCCAUCAACCUCCACUACUCCUCUUGGUACCCCUCAGCCUAGUUCUAGGCCGCGCUUGGUUGCGAAGACCACCGCUGGCAUGCGCGACUCUUUUUCAAAGGUCGGCGCCGCUGGUGGAAAACCUGGCGCGUCAGGGCCUGAUCCCAACCAAGUGUGGAACAAGAAUCGACCUGUCCAACCCCCUCCGCCGAAGCAUUUGACUGACGAAGAGUUGAAACAACAAUAUGGAAUCCAUAUGACAUCUCGAAUUCAAGAAGAUGGAGGCGGCACAGAGGCAAAGUGGGCCGAUAUUGAUGAUGACGAGGACGACUGGGCUCCGGAGACUAUCGAGUGGACCGACGGAACGAAAGUUACCCUCACGCAUACCGAACAUCCCCCGCCGCCCGCAGACCAGGCUUUGGAAGAGUCAAAGGAUGUAGCACCGCUUCCUGAGCAAACCGUUGCCAGGGGCCCCAUCAAGAUCGCUGCUCCGAAGCCGACAACGUCCGUGGGACCUAAUCCUACAGUCCUCAGGCUCGGGGCGAACGCUGAGCGACAGGCCAAGGCCGCGAGUAUCUCGUCGAAAGGAACAAAUGAUCGAGCACCAUCCGGGUCUACGAGUCCGGCUCCCCCACCAGCUAAAUCACCUUGGGCACCCUUGCCUCCUGUCGAACGAGUAUCCCCCGUCAACCAACCUGUUCACGUAUCUCAACAACUCCGCGGUGCCGGCCUUGUUAGCCACCUGCCGCCACGAGAUGACGUUCGCCAGGGUCCUUUCCCACCUCAAGAGAUUGCUGCGGAUGACUUUAACCGGGCAUGGAGAGAGACUGCACCUGGGGCACCUCGGGAGCUAUACAACUCUCGGUCUGGCCGUUACGAACCAGUGCAAGACAACCGAAGAGGAUCUUGGAGACAUGAUCAAGGCCCUCGUCCUCCUGCUGUUCUGCAACGACCCAAUGCUGCAGAGUCCGGUGGUCCAGCGGAGCCAUCUGCUGCAUUCCAGACCCAUCGAUCAACUCACCAAGAUGGUAUGGGAUGGAAUCGACGCCGCACAUCAUCAAAUGUCAGCGGAGGAAGUGGAGGAUUUGGUCGCCGAAUGUCUUUUGGCCGAACGGAUGCACCGCCAAAGUACAUGGAUGGUCGACGGGGAUCCCAAUCCAAUGGUAUGGUUGAUCCAGCAUUGAUGGGCCGUGAACAUGGACCCUCCAAUGAUCCCGCUCUAUCACAGCAGCACGCCGCACCUGGAUGGGCUGGACAAGUACCUCGGAGUGCCAGUACUGCUUCGUCAGUAGAGCAACAGCAGGCUGUCCCAGCUCCUGUGCCUGAACCUCCACAAGAGGAUCCCCUCAUUUUGCAGGAACGUAUCAUGAAGGACGCUCGUGCUCAAGCUCGACAGCGGCGAUUGGAACAGGAGGAAAAGGACAGGAUUGAAAGGGAGGAAAGAAUCAAGAAGAAGCUUGCAGCUUUAGGCCCGCCGCCUGAGAAGCCCCAGCCGCAACGAAAGGAAAGCACUGAGAUUCGUAAACAACCUCAGACUCCUGCCCCACCGGCCCCUGCCACCCUUCAUUCACCCCCUAAACCUCCUGUUCCUGAACCGACUGGCGAGCCGAAGCAGUAUGGUAUGAUGAAAGUUCACCAUCCAGAUGCAGUCAAGAAACUUGUUGCAGCGAACGAGCGAGAUCGUGCCGCCGAGAAACAUCCUGACAAACCUUCCUCACCUUCUCACCCGCGUCGCGUUCCUCCCUCACCUCGUGAGCAGAAGCGAGAGCUCGCGUCAGCUGCCAGCACUGGCAAACAAACACAGACGGAGACGAGCCCCACUGAUACAAAGGCUGAUGAUGAGCAUGGGACUCAGUGGCGUGGCAACCUGAACGUUCCUAGCUCAUACGCUCCUCCUUGGACAACCAAUACCAACCUGGCCACCAACACCCCUUCAGUGAAGAAUCCUUGGAAGCUUCUGAGCAACGAUCGAAUCCUCGGCAACGGAAUCUUCGAUCAGAGUCUUGGUGGCUUCUCAUCUCGGGAAGUUCCUCUUCGCAGCCAGCUUGGGUUGGAUCAAACAUCGGUGCCACCCCCAACCUUUUCAAGUCCGCAGGAAUCAGCUUCUAUCUCCCCUCUCCCCUCACCUGAGACCAGACCUGCACCCUUCGACCCCAUGGGUCCCAUCAGUCGCCCAGGCCCGAUUGGGCCACCUUCCUCGCAGCAAAACCAGUGGCAGCAAGAUGCUGGUCCUGCCGGGGGGCUGACCUGGAAUAACUUCCACAUUUAUGCCCGCGAGGCCGAGCGUGCCCAGUUGGAGAAAGCCCGCAAAGACUACGAGGCGAAUAAAGGCAAGCCCAACCCGAUCGCUGCCUCUCUGAAGACAACCUACAAAAUUCGGGGAGCCUCGGGUGAGACUAUUCGCAAAACAGUCAUCGGGGUCACCCCAGGACCUGUGAACAAUACCAACAAUAACGGUCCUCCCUCUAACCCACUGACCGGACUGGAUGCUCCUUCGGAUGGUCUCCCAUUCACUGAUAGCCAUGCUCGCCCCAUCGCGAGCGUUCCCACUCGAAGCUCACGGUUCUUCCCGCAAGCUAGUGAGGGUUCCAAGCGCCCAGCAACCGAGAAGUACGACCACCAGCGCAGCCCAUCGCCCCCUCCCCCAGAGGAGGUUUCAACCCAUCCCGUGUACUUUGGUGGCUCUGGCCGGCCUUUGGUCCACCUUCCUACCCCCAAGCCUGUCGUCAAGCUCCCGCCUAAGGCUCUAGCUGCCCCGGCUGCCCCAGCUGCCCCGCCCACCUUUGCCUCGAUGGCAGCUGCUCCUCCACGGGGUCCGCCCGCUCCUGCGUCAAAUGCCAUUUCCUGGCAGGAGAAGUUUAACGGUCUCUUCGGGAAGAAGACGCCGGUCGAGAAGAAGUCUGCUUUGGCUAUCACAUCUGCAACCAAGGAGCCCCUGGAUGUCCAGCUAUCCGUUGCAGCUGUUUCGGUCUCGCUACCCAACGUUGAGAAUGAUGUGCAAAUUGGGGAUGGCCACCUUGCUGUCCGACAAGUUGAAGAACAGGAUGAGAUCUUUGAAGAUCGUGAGCCAGGCUCUCUGCCUAGUGUGCGGGUUCCUAACAUGGCUCCGGCAAAUGCAUGGCAGGCCGCUCCUGCGCCUCCACCGUCGCGUCUGCGCGCUAAGAUUCUCAAGCCGAUGCAAAUUCACAGCAUCGAGCCUUAUUUGGUUGGACUGGGUGAGAAGGAUGCAGCUGGCAACAUUCGCGUUGUGAUUCGGUUUCCCGGUGCAGCUGCGGCCAAAACCUUGAGUCUGCCGAAGAAAGCUGGAGGUCCUAGCCCCCGACAGCAGCGCAACAAUCCUCCGAACUUCAAGUCUCGCAAAGGGGCAAAGCCACGCGAAGGCGCUGCAGGAAAUUCGGGGCCCAAGAAAUCCUCCAACACCUCCCAGCAGCAGCCAAGCAGUACCGCAUCUUCUCGGACUGCAUCGUGGGGUCCCCGCACGCUCAGUGGCUCCCGCUCAUAG